Messenger RNA from Monoraphidium neglectum, 1140 nucleotides. RefSeq lists its product as hypothetical. NCBI's taxonomy places the organism in Eukaryota, Viridiplantae, Chlorophyta, Chlorophyceae, Sphaeropleales, Selenastraceae. The transcript is spliced from 4 exons. Gene Ontology annotation, molecular function: methyltransferase activity. Gene Ontology annotation, biological process: methylation. The coding region runs from base 1 to 1140 and encodes 379 amino acids. The record is from RefSeq and is a predicted model, not a curated record.
AUGCGGCGUACCGCCGGGGCCGGCGCCGAUGGCAGCGGCGUCGGGGUCGCUCACGACAGCACCAGCAGCGGCAGCGGCAGCGGCGGCGGCGGCGCCCCGCGGCGGCGCGCGAUCGACGUCAGCCGCGCGCUCGCCGCCGCGCGCGCCCGCGAGGCGGCCCGUGCUGACAGCCUCUUUGCCGACCCCUUCGCCGAGCUUCUGGCGGAAGGGACGGCCGGCUUGGGGGACGACGAGACGGCCCUGGAUGUUGUGGCCACGCGCUACAUCGAUGAGUGCCUCAUGAAUGCCAUCCAGCAGGUCAACAUCAACAGCAUCAACCAGGGCGAGUACAGGCAGGUCGUGUUGCUCGGCGACGGCUUCGACACCCGCCCCUUCCGCCUGCCGUGGCCGCCGGGUACCGUCCUCUUCGUCGUCGCCCCCCCAGAGGCGCACGAGCGCGCAGAGGCGCUGCUCUCCGCCCGCGACGGCGGCGCGCCGCGCGUCGAGCGAGGCUGCCUCCUCCGCCGCGUCGACCUCAACCUCGCGGCGGCCUCCGCCCCGGCCCCCGCCGCCGCCGCCGCCGCGCCCGCCGGCGGCCUCGCGGCCACAGCAGCAGCGGCCGCGACAGCGGCGCCGGCGGCGCCGGCCUCGAUCCUGCUGGCCCAGCUGGAGCGCGCCGGGUUCAGGGGCGACCGGCUGAGCCUGUGGGCCCUGCAGGGCCUGCACGGCCAGGAGCUGCAAAAAGGCGCCCUGCUGGAGCUGCUCGCUGACGUCACCAACGGCGCCGCGUUCCAUAGCCUGGCGGUGGGCGAGCUGCCCCUCGUCGGCCUGAGGUCAGAGGUCGACAAUGCGCUGGCGGAGGUCGGGCUGCUGGGCGCCUCGUACGCGCACGGCGACGGGCUGGCGGGCGGCGGGUACGGGCGGCUGCUCGCCGCGCCGGCCGGCGGCGGCGGAGGGGCAGAGGCGGCGGCAGCGCCCGGGGCGUUGGAAGGGGGCGCUGAGGGGCAUGGGGACGGCGGCGGGGCGGCAGAGGGGGCGCGGGAGCGAUGGCUGUUUGCCUCGCAGCAGAUGCGGAUGUCGCUGGCGCAGAUGGGGAUCUACCAGGAUCACGUCGGGGCGGCCGAGGAGACUGACGAGGACUUUUUCGGACACUUUUCGUGA